UAACCACAUAUCAUUAACAAGACUCAUCUAUUAAAUUGAGAGACACAUAGAGGGAAAAAAAUCAAAUUAAAAUUUAAUUUUGCCACCAAUUGAGUCAUUGACUCUUGACUCCAAAUCCAUCUCCUCCUUCUUCCCCUCCUUUGUUCCAAAGUCCAAGUCUUCCAGCCCAACGUGGAGGCUAAUCCCCUUCUUCUUAUUCCCUUCAUCUUUCUGACUUUUUUGUGUUCCAAACCCAUUUCACAAGCCAAAGUGCCAAACCCAUCUUUUAACUGUCCUUUCUCUCUUCACUCUCAGCUUCCCAUUGUUCCCAUUUCAACACUCAAAGCACACAAAAACAAACCUUUUUCACUUCCCCUGCAAAACCCAGAAUUCUCGGACAAAUUCUGACUUCUGGGGUGUGUUCAAAUUUGCACCUGAAGCAGAAAGUCUCAUUUUUUAAACAUGAGUGCAAGUGACAACGCAUGGGGUGAAUCUGACACAAUUGAGAUCACAGGAAAGAUCAUGGUGGUGGCCAUAAUAUUCCUCUUCAUGGUGGUUGUCUUUGUUCUUGUGCUCCAUCUCUAUGCAAAAUGGUUCUGGUGGAGCAUGGAGGAAAACGCCACUCCCCAGCCCCGCCACCGCCGCCGCCGCCGCCGGAGGUUUGUCUUCGCCCCCGGUCAAGACUCGGUGAUCUAUGAGACUCACCAGGUUGGGCUUGACCCUUCAGUUCUCAAGUCCUUGCCAGUGUUGGUUUUCCAACCUGAGGACUUCAAAGAAGGUUUGGAGUGUGCAGUUUGCCUCUCUGAGAUUGUCCAAGGUGAAAAGUUGAGGCUUUUGCCCAAAUGCAAUCAUGGGUUUCAUGUGGAUUGCAUUGACAUGUGGUUCCAUUCACACUCCACUUGUCCUCUUUGUAGGAACCCUGUUGCUUUUGAAUCCUCUAAAUGUGAAGAGAGUAAUGUCUCAGGGAAUAGUGAUUCAUCAUCAUCAUCAUAUGAAGAGAACUCAGGUGGUGUGAGUGGUUUGGAACCUUCAAAUUUUCCCACAAAUGUGUUGGUUUGGGGGAACCAGACACAAGUUAGUUCCAUUGGGGUUUCAUUGGAAGAAAAAGAAGAAGAAGAAGAAGAAGGUACUUCUCAGUCCCAGCAACCACCUUGUUCUACACCACCUACAGCAUCUUCUUCUGCUAGUAGCAAUGUUAAUGGAAGGUGUCAUGGAAUGUUGGUGAUUGAUAUUCCAAGUGAGUGCACUUCCUCCUCUUUGUCACCUUCUGGGAGUAGGUGUGCUGAAGAGGAGGUGAAAUCACCAAUGGCUGCCACAUUGAGGUCAUUCAAGAGGCUUUUGAGCAGGGACAAAAAGUUGAGUCCUUGCAGUCCAAGUUCUGUAGACGUGGAACAAGCACAGAGCUAGAAAUUUGUUGAUUGAUGGUAUUCAUUAAUUUUUAUUUUUAGGAGAGUUCUUCUUCCUGAGGGAUAGCUCUUAAAGAGUCGUUGUUAUGCUACUUCCUUUCCAAUACUUUGUGCACAUAAUGGCUAAGGAUGGUUGCUUUGUAAUGUCUUGUUAUAUACAAUCUUUUUUUCUUUUAUUUUAAUGUUUGUGCUUGGACUUGGAGCACAUUAAGCCAACGGUCUAAACUCUUAAGUGUUUAUAUUGUGUAAAGAACAUGUUUCUUUGUAGUGACAGGGUAGAAUGACCCACUUUCUUUUUACACAAGAUGAAUUUUAUAUAAUUAUUGUCUUAA
This is a messenger RNA of Glycine soja, 1717 nucleotides long. Its product is annotated as RING-H2 finger protein ATL3-like. The record is from RefSeq and is a predicted model, not a curated record. Lineage: Eukaryota; Viridiplantae; Streptophyta; Magnoliopsida; Fabales; Fabaceae. Bases 442 to 1386 code for a protein of 314 amino acids. The transcript has a single exon.